This is a messenger RNA of Galleria mellonella (greater wax moth), 837 nucleotides long. Its product is annotated as mucin-5AC-like. The record is from RefSeq and is a predicted model, not a curated record. The transcript is spliced from 2 exons. Lineage: Eukaryota; Metazoa; Arthropoda; Insecta; Lepidoptera; Pyralidae. Bases 1 to 837 code for a protein of 278 amino acids.
AUGAGCAAUAGACUGUUACCCCAUAGCCAUGAUGUCGAAGAUCCAUACAGUUUGAAACACUCAUGGUUAAAAGAAAAUACCACAAACCAAAAAAAUCUGUGUAUUUUAAACAGCACAAAAACUGUAAACUAUUCCUCUAUAGAAGUCACUGACACAGCGACAUAUUCUACGUCCGCUAUUGCCAAUAGUAACGACAUGGAGGAAUCAUUCGCCUCAUCUACCGAUAAUACUUUGAGCAUGAUAAGUACUCCAUGGAGCACAGAGUCGUGGACUAGUCUGAGGCUCAUCACAGGAAGUGUACAACCCAGGACUUCAUCGUGGAUUGACACAGAUGCUACAUUGACCUCCAUAACCCUUCAACCGCAAACCUCCACAUCAUACGGCAUCCCAAACUCACCGAUUAGAGCAAAAAGUAGCACUACAAUUACAUUAAUAGAAUUGGACUCCAUUCCUACCAUUAGCCAUAUGCUGCAUCCUCCAACGCCCACAAACAGUAAGACCGAGUCGGAUACCUUGAACUCAUGGUCAUUAGAAACGUUUACCAGCACUGGAAUAGUUUCAGAUUCCAAAAGAGUGAAGCCCAAAUAUCCUUGGAGUCCAAACACUGUGUAUAGUGGUACAGAUAUUUACCCAAGUACAGUCGACACACUGGAGUCUCGGAAAGUAAGCAGAGAGACCCUCGCCACGAUGGAUGGUCUAGGCAGUGCGAGAGAGAAGAUAGACCUCAUGAUUCCUAUGAAUUAUGUUACUAGACAGACCAAACAAGGAUACAACCCGGCUUUAGAAUGGGAGCUUAUAAAACGAAAAUGUUCCCAAUUAUUUAAAGACGUAAUAUAA